AUGUUCAUAUCACCUUUCUUCAUCAUUGCUUCUCAGUUGCUGUUGAGAUCCACAGGAGCGCAAGACGCGUCUAUCAAAACCGGAUCCAAUCGGACAGACCACAAGAAUCUAACUGCACCUCACAACAAUACCAAGCUCCAUGAUGGUACCGUGAACCAAACCGCACCCGAUGUUGGCAAAUCAAACAUCACUGCGCCAGUCAAUGGUACCUCAAAUCACACUGCGCCAGCAAAUGGUACUGGAACCGGCGAUGAUCGCAAGAACAUCACAGGACCCGCUGCAUUCAACACCACAUUACGUGUGAAAUUGGAUUACGGUGACUUCAUUGGAAAAGUGGAGGGACCAUUAGCCAUCUGGAGUGGAGUUCCUUUUGGUGAAGCACCCGUCGGCGAAAGACGAUUUGCGAACCCAAUCCCACCCACAAAGAAUUUCACCAAGUUUGAUGCAACGAAACCAUCACCUGGAUGUCCUACGACUGAUCCUUUUGCCGGCACAGACCCCAAAAAAUUCAACGCAACAGUUAUGGAAGUUCUUGCACCCUUACCGAAAUCUCUCCUACCUAACAGUGAUCGUGAUCCGGGCCAAGAAGACUGUUUGACACUAGAUAUCAUCAAGCCAUCGGGUGUCGCCAAGAACCCCAAGCUUCCCGUCAUCUUUUACAUCCCGAGUCGACAUUCCAGUGAGAUCAAUCCUGGGGGCUUGAUGGCCCGAGGUAAGAUGAACAAUCAAACGUUCAUCUGGGUCGCUGUCAAUUGGAGAUCAAAUGCAUUUGGGUUUUUAGGUGGCAAAGAGAUCGCUGCAGCUGACGCUGCAAACCUAGGAUUGAAAGAUCAACGUCUUGCAUUGGAAUGGGUUCACAGGUAUAUCCACCACUUUGGUGGAGACCACCGAAGGGUCACUUUGUAUGGUUCCCAAACCGGCGCAAUGGCAGUUUCACAUCACUUGAUUGCUUUCAAUGGUCAGCAAAAAGACUUGUUCCACGCAGCCAUCAUUGAUGGAUCGGUUGCCCUUCCAAGUCCAAAGAUUGAGGAAGGACAAGCCACCUACGAUAAGUUUGUUAAAGCCGCUGGCUGCCCAGUCGGGAAAGGAUCACUUGCAUGUCUACGAAAGGCAGAUUUCAAGAAGUUGAUAGCGGCCGCAAACACAUUCCCUGGGUUGUUUUCCCGUGGUAAAUUCCCUCUACCAUUCCACGCCUAUGUCGAUGGCAAAUUCCUCACUGGAUCUAUGGAGGAAUCGGCCAAAGCAGGAAAAGUUGCCAAAGUUCCUAUCAUGGUCGGAGCUGCUGAGGAUUCAGGAACGUUGAGCACCCUAGUCGAAGCAGCACACAUCUUUAAUGAUACAGGUGUUACAGCUUGGUUGCAAAAACUCUUACCCGGCGCCAAACCUCAAGAGGUUACGAAGCUCAUGACCCUUUACCCAUCAGAUCCAGCCCAAGGCUCUCCCUUUGGCACCGGUCUCAAGAACGUCCUCAAUCCUGUUUCAAAGCAAAUGGCGGCUAUAUUUGGAGAUAUCGCCUUCCAGGGUAUGCGAAGAUUCUUUUCUCGAUCAGUCCAAGCAUCCACACCGGUAUUCGGCUUCAUUGACCGUGGUAUGAAGAAUACCUCCUACCUUGGUAUGCCUCAACUUGCCAAAUCCUAUUCUACAAGCUCGUUUGUGAGAACACUAGCUGAUGUUACAUGUGUGACUACAAUCAGCGUCUUGAAACCCCCAACACCUGGACGAAGCCAAGCUAUUCAAUCCCGUUUACUGUCAUUUGUACACACUCAGAAUCCUAACACCAACGGUACCAAGGUUCAAUGGCCUAAAUACGGGGUGAAGGGCGAGCUUUUGCAGUUCAACGAUGAAGGUGCUUCAAAGACUAUUCUUGAUGAUUUCAGAAAAGAAGGAAUUGAGUAUUACAUCCACCAUCUUAUGGGUGAUAGUGCCAAGAUGGGCAAUGCCACCAACAUGACCGACAUGACCGACAAUGGCAACAGCACAGCUCCUGUCAACAGCACAGUUCCUGUCAACAGCACAGCUCCUGUCAAUAGCACAGCUCCUGUCAAUAGCACAGCUCCUGUUAACAGCACCAACAGCCACAAGCAACAUCCCAAGCGCCUCAACCAAUUGUUCUGA
Melampsora larici-populina 98AG31 is the source of this 2115-nucleotide messenger RNA. RefSeq lists its product as uncharacterized. The record is from RefSeq and is a predicted model, not a curated record. NCBI's taxonomy places the organism in Eukaryota, Fungi, Basidiomycota, Pucciniomycetes, Pucciniales, Melampsoraceae. Bases 1 to 2115 code for a protein of 704 amino acids. The transcript is spliced from 14 exons.